Molecule: messenger RNA, 2658 nt
Organism: Ruditapes philippinarum (Manila clam)
Lineage: Eukaryota; Metazoa; Mollusca; Bivalvia; Venerida; Veneridae
Product: regulator of MON1-CCZ1 complex-like
Exons: 21
Coding region: 21-2024 (667 amino acids)
Biological process (GO): regulation of autophagy
Cellular component (GO): lysosomal membrane; Mon1-Ccz1 complex; late endosome membrane
Molecular function (GO): protein binding
Source: RefSeq, a predicted model, not a curated record
UUGAGGGUGUGCAACCUAAAAUGGCUACUUCGGACGGACUCCACUAUAUUGAACUGUCAAAGUCGCCAAUAAGGUUCGAACCCAUCAGUAAAGUGACGAAUGUGUUCUACGAUGAUGCAAAUCAACAGGUAUUUGCUGUUAGAUCUGGUGGAUCAAUGGGAGUAGUUGUGAAGGGGCCAAAUGAUAAAAAUGGCAUCACAUUUAGAAUGGAGGACAGGGGUGAGGUUAUUUCUAUGAAAUUUUCACCAGAUAGACGAGUGUUAGCUAUACAAAGAUCAUCCAAGUCAGUGGAAUUUAUAAAUUUCCAAGAGGAUUUGACAACAGACACUGCUGAGUAUUCACAGACAUGUAAGGGAAGAUCAAAUCAAAUUAAAGGAUUUGUUUGGACUAAUGUUGGAGAGAUAGCUUUUGUAACAGAGCAGGGCAUUGAGCUGUUUCAGAUAAAUCCAGAGAAAAAAACGUUGAAAAAUUUGAAAUCAAUGAGUAUUAGUAUAGGAUGGCAUGUAUGGAUGUCACGAAGCGAGGGCGGACUCCUAUUGGUAGCUACUGGUCAACUGGCCAACAAUCUGCAGCCUGUAUAUUUUAAUCCUGGGGCAAUGACAAAGUUACCAAAGUUUGAAGUAGAUCUACCAACACUUCCUAGACAACAAAAACAGCCGCUGAUGGAGCGAGAUGUCACAAUAGCUUACAUAUAUGGGCAGCUGUACAUUAUUGUAUUACGUCAUCAGCCUAGACCUGGUGUGGCGGGGGCGGAAGUUGUCUUAUACCAGAUACAACAACACAAGGAGGCUCCAGCUAAAAAGACUAAUGUGUUAAAGUUGGAAAUGAGCGGUAGAUUUGCUAUAAAUGUGGUGGACAGUCUUAUUGUUGUACAUCACCAGGCUUCUAAGACAUCUGUGAUAUUUGAUAUUCACUUGGAUGGGGAAACAGAUGGCUAUGUAACGACUCAUUACCCAGUGGUGUCACCUUUACCAAUCAAACCAUUUAAGCUCCUCCUUCCAACGUUGAAUAUACAGCAAGGUCAGGAGAAAAUGGAGUACACAUGUGAACUUUAUUCUGCCAACUGGAUUGUGUUCCAGCCAGACAUUGUCAUAGAUGCAAAACUAGGAUGUCUUUGGAAUGUAGAACGGCAACUUGUCCCAUUAGUAACUAUGAUUCCAGAUAAGUGUCGCUUGAUUAAGUUCCUUCUUCAAAGACAAAACAGUAAAAGUGUGAUCCUAGAUGUAUGUAGACAGAUGCUGUUACCAGGGCAACAAGCUAGGCUACCUGUGAUAUCCCGUGUUGUAGAUAUGCUGAAUCAGGUCUACAAAACUCACUUGGAGGCAGAGAUGCUGGCCCUGGCCAGUGAAACUGCUAGUCAACCAGAUGUACACAGGAGAGUAAUCAUUGAUCAAUCAGACAUGUACACCUGUGUUUUCUCUGUACUGGAAGAUAAUGUUGUAAGUUCUUUUUAUUGCAAAUUGGAAAUUGAAUUCUUGUUCCAUUCACAAUAUUUCUCAAAAUAUAAUUUAUCAGUAUAUAUUAUCCUGUUUUAUUUUCAGCACUAUCUUUAUGAAUUAAUCAUCAACAUCCUAGUACACAACAACUGUUUCUACCAGUUACAUCAGUUCCUACAGUAUCAUGUGCUUAGUGACUCAAAACCUCUUGCAUGUUUGAUGCUGUCAUUGGAAAGUGUUUAUCCACCUGCCCACCAGCUUGCAUUAGACAUGCUUACAAGACUGGCUACUGCCAAUGAAGAGAUUAUAGAAGUUUUGUUAUCUAAACACCAACUUCUCCCAGCUGUGAGAUUUAUAAGAAAGGCAGGUAUCACUGACACAGUCUCAUCCAGAAAAUUUCUAGAAGCUGCCAUGAACACAGAGGACAAUCAGCUAUUUUACACAGUCUUCAAAUUCUUUCAACAAAGAAACAUUCGAAUGAGAAGCAGUCCAGUAUUUCAACCAGGAGAGCACUGUGAACUUUAUGUUAAACAUUUUGAGAAGUUGUUUGGUGCAGAUGCAUUAAUGCCAUUCUCUAGUUCAACGUAGGCCAUAACUGGAAAAUGUUUUCAUAGGUAAGUAAAUAAAAAGAAAGACAUGUGAUAACAGGAAAAUAGGACAAUAUUAUAUGACAUAAAGAGGACAAAAUAAUAUAUCAGCAUAACUGAAUAAGAUGGUAGCAAAAGGGCAAGGCAAUAUUUUAGAAAAAUAGGACAAAAUUAGAUGAUAGAAUAAGACAAUGUAACAUUACAGGAAAAUAGGACAUUGAAAAAUUUCAGCGAAGGACAAAGCAAUAUUACUGAAAAAUAGGAUAAUAUUGAAUUAUAGAAUAGGACAAUGUAAUAUUUCAGGAAAAUAGGACAUUUUAAGAUGAAAACAAAGAGGAAAAAGUAAUAUUAUUGGGAAAAUAGGACAAUAUUGAAUGACAGAAAAGGACAAUAUAAUAUUACAGGAAAAUAGGACAUUUUAAGAUGAAAACAAAGAAGAAAAAGCAAUAUUUUUGGGAAAAUAGAAGAUUCAAGAUUGCUGCAAAAAUAGAACUUUACAAAGUGGAUGAAAAAUAGAAUAGAACUAUUCAUUAUGUUUUUAAUAUGACUUCAGCAGUUGUUGCUAUAGUUUGUAUAUAAGGAUUGAAGACUUGUAAGAAUGGCAAAAUAUAGGACCAUGCAUCAUAUAAGUAAUA